AUGUUACUCCCUAUUCUCCUAGUUCUAUCAUUGACAAUCAACUCUGCCUUUUCACUGAACAAGAAAUGUCCUGGCAAGGAAAUGCUUCAUUUCAAACGGACCCCCACCGCGAAAAACAACUAUACUAGUGACUGGUGUGUAUUUACUAUUGCUUUCCCAAAAAUGGAUAAUCGCGACAAUGCUCGUUCGGUGUGCGGGUUUUUCGGUGCUUCGUUGACAAUUCCAGAGAAUCAACAGGAGUUUGACGCAAUUAAAAAAGCAUUGAAAAUAUAUGAGAACAUUACCGAAGGCCACAUCAUUGACGGAGAAAUCUCACCGCACUGCAAAGCGAAAUAUGCCAGAGAAAAGCACUUAUUCAUGAAGAACAAAAAGGACUGUGACAUACUUGGAAACGCAUUUAUUUUUGAUGACGUCAACACUGACCCAACCUUCAUAGUCAAACAGUACCCCUCCCUUUCACCAACAGAAUAUACAGAAGAAAAGAUUGAAGGAUUCAAGGAAAUACCAUUGAAAAUGUUUGGAUCUUGUUUGAGUAUUAUACAGGAGGAUUGGAAGCUCCAUUUGUUGUAUUGUGAUGGAAAUCAGAGAAGGCCUAAGGCGAAGACGAUCUUCAACAGUGUUGUGUGUGGCAUGCCUCCAGAGUGA
Caenorhabditis remanei is the source of this 645-nucleotide messenger RNA. RefSeq lists its product as uncharacterized. The record is from RefSeq and is a predicted model, not a curated record. The coding region runs from base 1 to 645 and encodes 214 amino acids. The transcript has 4 exons. Lineage: Eukaryota; Metazoa; Nematoda; Chromadorea; Rhabditida; Rhabditidae.